AUGACCACGCUCCUCACUCUCCCGCCGCACCUGGUCGAAAAGAUCCAGGCGAUCUUGGCGGCCAAGCUCGGCGAUAAAGUAGACGCGAACAUCCGAGCAGGAUUGAAAAAGGUGCAACAGGAUGUCUCGGCCUCGGCGGCUGAACAGGAAAGACUCGCCUCGGCACUUGCGGCCCGCUGGUCGGAGCUGUCGGGUACUAAAGUCAGCGUCGAUGUCGGGGAGGCAUCUCUUGGGAACGCUCCACUACGCGAACCGGGGCUGGAAGAGGAUGGUGAUGCUCCCGAUCAGCCCCCGCCGACGAUAGAUGAAGAGGUGCUCGUCGCGCUGUCCAAGUGGGCGUCGACGGGUAUAGGGCGAGUCACACUCAAGCGGAAGGGUCUUGAUCCUGACGCUUACUCCUUGAUCUCUCUGCUAGCCGGUACGGAGGUGUAUCUCCCGCCAGCUGUCCUGGCACGCUUAAGAGCGGCCGACAACCCAGAUAAGCCAGAUCCCUUCCUCCCAUCCUACCUCUCCGCCAAACCCCCAUCACUAGGCAGCGAAUAUCGCGCCCUCACUCGGAACCUCGCAAGCACUCUCAAUAUCCUCUUCAGCAUCUUCGGAUCCGCCGGCGCCGUCUACGCCGCAGGCGUCAGCGGGGCGGGGUACAGCCGGGAAACAGCACUAUUGCUGGCUAUCCUCGCGGCGGUGGUCGUGGCAGUCGCAGAAGGGGUGCUGUAUUGGAUCUUCAAGGUCCGGUUGAGGAAGGGCAGAGAAGAGAGUGCAAAGAUGGGGCGGGAAAUGAAUAGGGGGAGUGCGAAGCUCGGGGUUCUGGACUCCAUGGCGGAUGUUGUGGGGGAUGGGAAGGUCUCGUCGGGCGACGUGGCUGAGACGAUAUCGGGGCCAAAGCAGCAUUAUGCUAGCAGGCAUAGCGUCCAAGUCCGAGCAAGACCCCUAGUUCUCGAAAGUGUACGCACGGACCUCACCCCGCUCUGUUGUUCUAGCUCGCAGCCAACACCGCAGCCAACGCAAUCCAUCCUCCGUCGUUACUUCUUCUUGCACCAACAGCCAACCAACAAACCGUACCUUGACUCCCGCCCGCUACCUGCCGAGACCGCCAUGUCCAAUCCAGCCCUCCUCGCCCUCUCCCAACGCCUCACAUCGACCUCCUCCCUCCUUCUCGAGCGCUCCCGCGUCAUCUCGCUAAACCUCCCUCCCUCCGCAUCCUCGCAAAACCAGAUCGUCCGCAAUCUCACCAGUAUCAAGAACGACCUCGCCAAAUUCGAAGAUGAGCUCCAGCUCGAGUCGUCUGGGCUCAGCGUCGGCGGGCGGGACACGCCCAGUAAAAAGGGCGGGAAGAGCCGAGAGGGGGAUGUAGCGCGGCAGUUGAGAGAAGCGGGCGAGUCGUUUGACCGGCUGGUGGAGAUUUUUGGAGAAGAUGAGGUCGGGAGGGAGAAGGCCAAGAUACUGCGGCGAGCGCCAAAACAGUCCACCGCCGUACAGAACCCUGUGACUCCCGACCCUAUCUUCACAUCCACGCUGUCUGGCAACAACAACCCAUCACGACCGACGUCAGCCAUCCCCAGGGUGGAGAUUGAGCCACCGACGCCAGCUGGGAACCCGAACAUGCCGUUCCGAGACUAUCCGGACGGGAGGCGGUCAGGGGACAGGACGUUCCCGCAUGCGUACACCGAGGACGAGGAGGAUGACCGGGAUGAUCGGGAGAUUAUGGACAGUCAGGAGAUGGUCAUGCAAGACCAAGACGACCGCCUAGCCCUCCUCUCCACUUCGAUCGGGCGGCAAAACCACCUCUCCAUCCAAAUAGGAUCUGAACUGGACCAGCACCAUGAGCUCCUGGAAGACGUGGACGGUGCGAUGGACCGGACAGCCGCCAGACUAGGUGGAGCCAGGAAACGGCUAGACAAGGUUGCAAACGAUGCGAAGCAAUACGGUAGGUUGACUGGAUAUCGGCCGUGCUGA
Molecule: messenger RNA, 1956 nt
Organism: Dioszegia hungarica
Lineage: Eukaryota; Fungi; Basidiomycota; Tremellomycetes; Tremellales; Bulleribasidiaceae
Exons: 6
Coding region: 1-1956 (651 amino acids)
Biological process (GO): vacuolar proton-transporting V-type ATPase complex assembly
Cellular component (GO): endomembrane system
Source: RefSeq, a predicted model, not a curated record